AUGUUACGCCGACGAGAUCGCCGACUUCUGCAGGAUUCAAAAGUCAUCCCUACAGACCAUGUCGCUGCCCAACGCCAUCUGCUCGUUAUGGACUUGAAAAUCUCCCGUCCAAGGAAGAGACAUCCAAGGACUGAAACACAACGCAUCAAAUGGUGGAAUCUGAAGGAUCGAAUGGAGCGUUAUACUCUUGACCGCGGAGAACACUCUGGGAAAGACGACUCUAGGCGGCAAUUGGUGAAGAAGUCCAAGUAUAAGCUCUGGUGGAGGACACGUCAGCCUGAAGAUCGGGAUGCUUACCUAGCGGCGAAGAGGGAGGCUAAGAAGGCAGUCUCCAAGGCGAAGUCGGACCGCUACAAGGCUGUGUACGACAUGCUUGAUACCAGAGAAGGCGAGCGGGCGGUGGAUCAUUUAGUCAGAGCGCGUCAUCGCUCAACGUUGGAUAUGGAGCACACCAAGAUCGUUAAGGGAGCUGAUGGAGCCGUUCUGCGCCGCUCUGGUCAGAUCCUGGAGAGGUGGCGAGAGUACUACAAUCACUUGUGUAACGAAGAGUUCUGUCAUCCUCCCAUCCCAACCGUUCCCAGCGUCGAGGGUCCUGUUCUACCAAUUACUGCCGUCGAAGUCAGUGCUGCCCUCGCAAAAAUGAAGUCGAACAAGGCAACCGGUCCUGAUGACAUACCUGCUGAUAUCUGGAAGCUGCUAGGAGAUCGAGGGUCCAUGUGGCUCGCAACUCUAUUUAACAAGAUCGUUGCAGAAGGACGGACUUCAGACGUUUGGCAAACUUCCGUGACCGUGCCUCUUUGGAAAAGGAAAGGAGACAUUGCUGACUGCACCUCGUACAGGCCUAUGCGACUGCUGUGCCAUACGAUGAAGGUUUUUGAGCGUGUCCUGGAGGCUCGUCUGAGGAAAAUUGUUAGCGUUUCACUCAACCAGUGCGGCUUUGUGAAGGACUGCAGCACUAUAGAUGCUAUCCAUGCUGUCCGAAUCCUCCUGGAGAAACAUCGAGAGAAGAACCGCAGUGUGCAUCUUGCUUUUCUCGAUCUCGAGAAAGCUUUCGACCGUGUCCCACAUGAGCUGUUAUGGAUGUCCAUGAGGUCGCAUAGAGUACCAGAUGAAUAUGUGCUGUGGACGAAGCUACUUUAUGCGAAGCCUACCAGCGUUGUACGAUGUGCUGCUGGAACAAGCAGGCCAUUCCCUGUACAAGUAGGGAAGCAGCAUCCGUGGACUCUACUCUUUGCCGACGAUGUCAUGCUCGCGUCGGAGUCUCGAGAUGAUCUUCAGAAACAAGUGCAGUCUUGGAAGGAUCAGCUGCAGCAAUAUGGGUUGCGCCUCAACACAUCAAAAACUGAGUACAUGGAGUGCGGACCAAGGAUAGAGGAUGGAGACAUUGAUCAAGAAGGUCGAGAAUGUGUUAAUGCGGCAUGGAUGAAGUGGAAAAUGGCAACAGGCGUACUGUGCGACAAGAAAGUCCCUGUUCGACUGAAGUCGAAGAUCUACAGGACGGUUGUGCGAUUGGUUGCCCUUUACGGAUGCGAGUGCUGGUCGACGACGAAAGCCUUGGAAAGAGUGCUGCACGCUAUGGAGAUGCGGAUGUUGAGGUGGACGGUAGGUGUAACGCUAAAAGAGAAAGUAUCCAACGACACUGUACGUUCCAUCUUCGGCGUCGUCCCGAUAACUAAGAAGAUGAAGGAGGCGCGACUGAGAUGGUUUGGUCACGUCUUGCGGCGGGAGGAAGAUUCUGUUGCCAAAACCGCUCUGAAGCUCGACGUUUCAGCUCGACGUUGA
Molecule: messenger RNA, 1782 nt
Organism: Necator americanus (New World hookworm)
Lineage: Eukaryota; Metazoa; Nematoda; Chromadorea; Rhabditida; Ancylostomatidae
Exons: 5
Coding region: 1-1782 (593 amino acids)
Source: RefSeq, a predicted model, not a curated record